Cornus florida is the source of this 2244-nucleotide messenger RNA. RefSeq lists its product as uncharacterized. Bases 1 to 2244 code for a protein of 747 amino acids. The transcript is spliced from 2 exons. Lineage: Eukaryota; Viridiplantae; Streptophyta; Magnoliopsida; Cornales; Cornaceae. The record is from RefSeq and is a predicted model, not a curated record.
AUGGACAAAUUUGUGACAAGAGGGUUGCCACCAUCUCUAAGAAGAGAUGAUGGCUCUUCAAAGAUAAGUGAUGUAGAGAUCAACCUUGAGGAUCUAGCUGCAGAUCCUGGACUACGAACUCCGAUAUUGAAUUACCAUCCCGAUAUUCGAGAUCAAAUUCGGAGAGCAUAUUUACUAAAGGGUCCUUGCCAACCUAAAAAAUAUCAUUUUCCUUAUAAGAGUUAUGGGCAAUGCUUACGACGAUUCAACCCGGCAUGGUUUGAUGCCUUUUCUACUUGGUUAGAAAAUAGCAAAGAUAAAGAUGAAGCAUAUUGUCUAUGUUGUUAUCUUUUUAAACCAAAAAUCGGAGAACAAUCGGGUGGUGAUACCUUCGUGAGUGAAGGAUUUUCUAAUUGGAAGAAGGGUUUGGAAAAACUACAAAGCCACAUUGGAGGUCCAAAAAGUGCCCACAACCAAUGUUCGAGUAUGUGCCAAGCAUUAAUGAAACAAAAACAACACAUUCAAUCAAUUUUCUUCAAGCAAUCAGAGAAGACACGAAUUGCAUAUCGAACACGAUUGAUUGCAUCAAUUGAUUGUGUUCGACAUCUUUUGCGACAAGGUCUUGCAUUUCGUGGUGACGAUGAAACUGAGGAUUCAAGCAACCAAGGGAAUUUUCUCGAGACAUUGCGAUUUCUUGUGAAUCAUAAUGAAGACAUUAAUGCGGUUACAUUGCAAAAUGCUCCUGAAAAUCACAAAUUAAUGGCACCUAAGAUCCAAAAGGACAUUGUUAAUGCCAUUGCAUUGGAGACUCUCAAUGUUAUUAUCGGAGAUAUUGUUGAACGUUUUGUGGGUCUAGUGCAUGUUUCUGAUACCACUUCCAUCUCACUCAAGAAGGCGAUUGAUGCUUUAUUUUCUAGACAUGGGUUGAGCAUUUCUAGAUUACGAGGGCAAGGUUAUGAUGGGGCUAGUAAUAUGCGAGGUCAGUUCAAUGGUCUCAAAACUCUCAUCUUGAAGGAGAAUGAAUGUGCUUUUUACAUUCAUGGUUUUGCCCAUCAACUCCAAUUGGCUCUCGUGGGUAUGGCAAAAAAACAUGAGGAUAUUGUUUCUCUCUUCACUUUUGUUGCUAAUCUUAUAAAUAUAGUUGGUGGUUCAUGUAAACGUUGUGAUAUUCUUCGAGAGAAACAAGCUUCUAUAGUUACCGAGGCACUUAACAAUGGUGAGCUUUCAAGUGGGCAAGGCCUAAAUCAAAACACUUCUCUUAAACGAGCUAGUGAUACACGUUGGGGUUCACAUUAUGACACUUUGAUUAGCGUGACUAUUAUGUUUUCAGCUAUUGUUAAUGUACUUGAGACACUUGCAGAGGAUGGGUCAUCAGAAAAAAAGUUUGAAGUAAAUCUUUUAUUGGAAUUUAUACAAUCCUUUAACUUCAUAUUUUGUUUGCAUUUGAUGAGAGCUGUUUUGGGAAUUACAAAUGAUUUGUCAAAGGCACUUCAAAGGAAAGAUCAAGAUAUUGUGGUUGCUAUGUCCUUGGUCAAAUUAAGUAAGGUCCAAUUACAAAGGAUGAGGGAAAGUGGAUGGGAUUCUUUACUCAACGAAGUUUCUUCUUUUUUUGUGAAACAUGACAUUCCUAUUCCUAAUAUGGAUGAUACAUUUCUACCUCGAGGAAGACUACGACGUAAAGCUCAUGACAAGUCAAACUUGCAUCAUUAUCGUGUUGAUUUGUUUAAUUCCAUCAUAGAUAUGCAACUUCAAGAGUUAACUAGUCGUUUUUCUGAAAUGAGUUCCGAGUUGUUGCUUUGUGUGGCUUGUUUGUGUCUGGAUGAUUCAUUUUGUGCUUUUGAAAAGCAAAAACUAAUCCACCUUGCUCAAUUUUAUCCCAAAGAAUUUUCUUCACAUGCUCUCAUGAGACUUAGUGAUCAACUUGAGAAUUAUAUUGCGGAUAUGCGUUCUAUUUGUGAGUUUGAAGGAUUAAAAGGGAUUGGUGACCUCGCAAAAAAAAUGGUGGAAACCAAAAGAGACAAGGUACAUUCACUAGUUUAUUUGCUUGUGACAUUAGCGUUGAUCCUACCAGUUGCAACUGCUAGUGUAGAGAGGACAUUUUCUGCUAUGAAUAUCGUAAAGAACCGAUUGCGCAACAAAAUGGGAGAUGAAUGGAUGAGUGAUAGCUUGAUAGUAUAUAUUGAAAAGGAGAUAUCUAGUGGCAUGGAUAAUGAAGUUAUCAUACAACGUUUUCAAAAUAUGACAAGUCGUUGGGGACAAUUGUGA